GCCAAUUAUGUUUUGGUCAAUCCUAUAACGCUACUCGCUCUUGGUCACUUACUGAAAUUGGGAAUGGCUUUAUUGAAACUAAAUUAAGCAAAUACGUACAAACAUAUAAAUAUUAUCAUUCAUAACUCUGUCAAUCAAUACGAGGCAAAACAACACAGCGUCCUUGUUUACACCUUAAGGAUGUUGUAUCCACUUAAGAUGUGGUUAUAACGAUUCAGUAGGGAGUAUAAAUGAUGAUUGCCGAUAAAUACAAUCGUUAUUCGAGCUAAUUAAAACAGUGUGUUGCUGAAAAUAUUUGAUAGUGAGAAAAAUGGUUAACUGAAAUACACAUCUGAAUGCCUAAAAUUUUUUACCAAUUGUGGGAUAAUGCUAGUUUUUGUGAAAGUUUCUGAAUUCAGUUUAUGACUCUUAAUAUGAUGCUGUGCAUAAGAUAUCGUAAGGAACAGAACAGGGAAUGUUAUGAACGACUUCCGCUACUGCCGAAACACGUAAUACGGGUUCGUCAAUAUGGCAGCACAAUCGCUUUAAGUGUGGAACACACUAACAGAAAAUUCAACAAAGUAGUCUGGGAAAAGGAUGGAACAAAACUUAAAUCCAAGAAAAAGAAAUUUGAUAUUGACCAUGAUCUACCACGAUCGACAACCUUGAUAUUACAUGACGUCACAGAAAAAGAUAGCGCCAUCUAUCAAUGUAUUCUGAGAUCUAAAAAUGACGUAGAAUGUAGUGAUCUUACUUCAAUAGAGUUCAAUACAAUUAAAUUGAACAAACAAUUCAGCGAAUCAAAGGCGGACGAAAAAAGAAAAGAAUUUAAAGCCCGCCUUUUGCAUCAGCCAACCAUCAAUCCCAGCAGUCGUCACCGGAAUGUCGUCAAGUACAACGUCAUAGUAUCAAAACAAAUACAAACAACGGAUAUAGUCAAGGAAGGUCUUUUUGCCCGGACGACGGAAACGGACAUUAGGCGGAUCCUCCACUAUGGCGUGUUACUAAGUGAGAACUCCCGUCUACACUGGCAGGCUCUGAGCGGUCACUCCGUGGUCAACAAGAUAUACCAAAGGUUCCACAAUACCAACAUCCGAUCCAAAACAUCACGGGAAUACCAGAAAAGGUGCGCCGUUAUAGACAGUCUACAGUGCACAGACAAACACGUGACUUUCAUUUCUGGGGAGGUCGAGUAUUCAACGCUUUGCUCAUAUCUGGAAAAUGGUUGCAUCACCAACAAACUAGAAGCUCUAUUAGAGAGUAGAAAUCUUGCGAUCAUUAAAAAGUAUUUUCAGAAGAAUGGAUAUAUACCAAAUGCUAAUGAAAAAUGUAUUUGUGUACCUAAAAAGUACUUUGAAACAAUCCAGACGGACUAAGAUUGCAGAAUCUGAUUGCUAUGUAUGAUAAGCUUUUGAAUUUUGAUUGCCACUUUUCAUAAAUAUGAUACACACCUUAUACUAAAGUAUAUAUGGGUCAAUUUUGGUUAUUGGUUCUUUAUAACUUUAAAAUCGUCAUGACAUAGUCUUCAUGGUUUUAAGCGAUAUUCAGGUUACAUUUAUUCAUGCUAAUGCCGACUUAACCGUUAUCCUGCUAAUAUAAGAACAUGUGGAUGUCGAAGUGGUGUGCGAUUUUUUUGACCCUAGCAGUAAGAUGAUAAAAUUAUUUAGAGAAAAUAAUCCCGUUUGUAGACAGUUCGGAACAUUAGCCAAUAAAAAUAAAGGUAUUGUAAUUAUAAUUAAUUGAAAAAAGCUAUGAUCAUAUCUACAACGGUUGCAAAGAAAUAUUCAUAACAAAACGCUUACACUUAAAUGAAAUCAAUACAAAGAAAGCAUACCAAGAUUCUGUCCCAUGCUUUCUCUAUUUUGCUCUGAAAAGUUCGACUUGGUUAAAAACACGAUUCUUACAAGAAAUACAUAAAAAUCAUUCUGAGAUCUUUCAUCAAUUCGAAAUUUCUCAAUACACCCGGCACAUUUUAUAAUAACAAUUAGGUGCUUUUAUGUCUGUUGCAAUGCACAAUUCUCCUACUCUUUUUUAAAUCUUUGUAUUAUAUAUUGAUUAGAUUAAUUUAUGGCUCAGAGGAACAAUCUCUUUUUUUUACAUUUUGAAAGAAGUAAUUAAAGCUUAAAAAAUAAUAAAAAUACUAGCUCACAAAAAUUAGAACUAAUGAUUUCCCUCUCAUCUUUCUUUCUACAUUUCUUUCUUUCUACUUUUCCCAUCAUCCUAAUGACAUUAUGUAUAUAAGUAAGAAUAUAAUAUAUAAUGGAAAGAAUGGUAUAGAAUGAAUGUUCUGUAAACAAUUUGAUAAAUAAUGAAAUUUGUUAAUGAAGACUGAUUUUAUGUAUUUCAGUGCAUUAAAAUGUAUUUUUCUCCACCUUCAUUGUAUUUUAUGACUUUGUCUUUCAAAUAUCAUAUAAAUCUAUAUCACGUUUAAAAAAUAAAACUCUUAUGUCUACAUAAAAUGUCCAUGGUAUAGAUAUAAACUGAGGUUUGUCAUACAUAUUUUAUAUUUAUCUAAUUU
Messenger RNA from Magallana angulata, 2497 nucleotides. RefSeq lists its product as uncharacterized. Lineage: Eukaryota; Metazoa; Mollusca; Bivalvia; Ostreida; Ostreidae. The record is from RefSeq and is a predicted model, not a curated record. The transcript is spliced from 4 exons. Bases 402 to 1355 code for a protein of 317 amino acids.